Molecule: messenger RNA, 2261 nt
Organism: Geodia barretti
Lineage: Eukaryota; Metazoa; Porifera; Demospongiae; Tetractinellida; Geodiidae
Source: the annotation of a GenBank genome assembly
UAGUUUGUGCCUCCCACUCUUUGGGACCUGGCCAUGAAUAUUGCCUUCUGUGGUUCAGUCUAUCUCUUCCUGCUUCCUGCAAACACUUUUCAAGGGCCAUUUUUCUGCUGGGAAGAUUUGGCUGUGGUGUUACUCUGAUUCGCUUUGAACCUCACUCUCUCUUAGAUAUCCUUGUGUGCUUUCCGCAAUAAUGGCCGAAAAACCACAAGCCACCACUGAAAAUCCAGCCCAGCAAGCACUAGAGAAGCUGUCGAACCAGCUGUCGUGUUCGGUGUGUCUGGAGGAGUACCGCAGACCCAGAGUACUGCCCUGUCUCCACGUCUUCUGCGAGGCCUGUCUGGAGAAACUGGUGGGGACACAGAGAGACAAAUUGAGCGCCCCGUGCCCCAACUGCCGCAAGCCCUCCCCUCUCCCCGAAGGGGGCGUGUCCAGCCUCCCCUCCGCCUUCUACAUCCAGCACCUUUUUGAGGUGAGGGAGAUCUUGGAAAAGGUGCGGGACCCGGAGAAGGCGCAGUGUGACAAGUGUGGGGAGGGAGAGGUGCAGGGUUUCUGUCGAGACUGUGGCCAGUUUAUUUGCCAGCACUGCCUCAUUACACAUCGUAAAUGGAAGGAAUUGCAGGGACACGAAAUAUCCACCCUCGACCAAGUUCAAGAAACAGCCUUGAAAAUGGUGACACCCAAAAAGGUGAGCUCCAUGUGUUCCAAGCACACAACAGAGCCCAUCAAGAUCUACUGCGAGACGUGCGAUGAGUUGAUAUGUCGCGACUGCACCGUCAAGACCCAUCACGACCACAACUACGACCUCGUCUCGGACACCUUCCCCAAACACAGAGAUGCCAUCCUUGCCUGCCUAGGUCCCGUCAAAUCUGAACUUGCUAGUGUAGGGAGCACCAUUGCACAGCUGAAGGCAAGGUCCAGCAGGCUAGAUGGACAGGGUAUAGAGGUGAAGGCACAGAUAGAUGCCGAAGUAGACAAGCUCCAGGCCAUCCUAGAGGCUCGCAGGAGGGAGCUUCACUCCCAGAUAGAUGGUGAGGUGUGUCAGGGGAAGAAGGAGCUGGCGGCCCGGAUUGACGGACACGAGUUGAGGCAGGCCCAGCUGAGCAGCUGUGUGGAGUUUGUGGAGGGGAGUCUGCAGAGUGGCACACAAGAGGAGGUGCUGUCGAUGAAGAGACAAGUGGAGGAGAGGGCACGGGAGAUGGCAGAAGAGUUCAAACCUCAGCAACUGGUGUUGGGUCCAGAGAAAGAGAUUAGUGUGGUGUGUGCAGACUUGAGUUCAGCAUGUCAGAAAUUAGGAGAAAUGAAGUUUGAAACCGUCUUUAGAGGUAUUCAUGUCAAGACAAUUAGUGAAAUAAACCGCCCACGUCACCUUGCCUUUGCCAAAACUGGGGAAACCGUUGUCUGUGAGCAAAAUGCAAACUGUAUGAAAGUCUUUGACAGUAAUCACAGGCUGUUGCGAUCAUUUGGAAACACAGGACCAGAGGAAAGCAGACUUUUUGAACCAAGAGGAGUAGCCAUCUCUUCUGAUAACACAGUGAUUGUAGUAGGUGGGGAUCAUAGUGUGAAAAAAUUCACUCUUGAGGGUCAGUUCAUAGCAUCAGUGGGUUCAAAGGGCAGUGGACGACUGCAGUUCAGUACGCCAUGGGCCAUAGCCUACAACCACACCAACAACAGAGUGUAUGUCUGUGACACUUACAACCAUCGCAUCACAAUCCUCCAGCAUGACUUGACAUUCCAUGGCAGGUUUGGAAGUGUGGGAAGUGAGGCAGGUCAAUUCAACCAGCCUGAGUGAAUAUCUGUCAGCAGAAGAGGAAAUGUAUUAGUAGCCGACUAUUUGAAUAAGAGAGUUCAGAUUUUCGAUGCCAAUGGCCAUCAUCUGUCAUCCAUCACUCACACUGUAGCAGGACAGGGACUGAGAGGACCAAUCAGUGUGGCAGUUGGACCUAAUGACUGGGUGUAUGUGGUUGAACAAAGCUAUCCCAGAGUAUCAGUAUUUGAUGAGAAUGGCAAGUACGUUAAGUCACUGGGGAAGAGAGGGAACAAAGAUGGAGAGUUCAAUGACCCAUAUGCUAUAGCUGUCAGAGAUGAUGGCUAUGUCUUUGUCAGUGACACUGGAAACAAUCGAGUUCAAAUAUUCAAGUGACACGAAACGCUUACAAAUUAUGCCUAAAACCUUUCCCCCUGUUUACUCUUUGCAAAGUUUGUGUGCAAUGUAUAUCUACCAUAUAAACUGGCAAUUAUUGUGGAGAAGUUUUUCAAAUUUC